This is a messenger RNA of Mugil cephalus (flathead mullet), 2193 nucleotides long. RefSeq names its product mitogen-activated protein kinase kinase kinase 8 (gene map3k8). NCBI's taxonomy places the organism in Eukaryota, Metazoa, Chordata, Actinopteri, Mugiliformes, Mugilidae. Gene Ontology annotation, molecular function: ATP binding; protein kinase activity. Gene Ontology annotation, biological process: protein phosphorylation. The transcript is spliced from 8 exons. The coding region runs from base 171 to 1571 and encodes 466 amino acids. The record is from RefSeq and is a predicted model, not a curated record.
UACGCACACGUCGGCCCUCGAACGCCACACACUUCCCGUGUUUACUUCCUUCUAAACAGGAGUACAGCUCUAUCGUCAGUCAGUCUGGGUCCGACGCUGGAGACGCACCAUGAAGACACGACGGGCCACUUAAUCUUCUGACAGAAAUUACGGACCAGGCAAGCGUCAACAUGGAUUACAAGUAUAAUCCCGGACUAGAACUGCUGUUGGCUCACAUGAAUGUAGAGGACAUUAUCAACGCUGCAGAGACUCUUUAUCAACUUGAGGAGGAGGAAGGAGGCUUGUCGUUUGAGGAAGACGGUUUCUCCCAGGAGGAGAUGGAUGAGAACGAAGAGGCGGGGGAGCUGGUGGGCUUGGGGAUUGAGCAAAAGGACUAUGCUGAUGAGACCGGCGGUGUUCGUUAUGGGACGGUGACAGACCUCCUGUCCUUUGUCAACCUCCUGUCCAGCAUGCAGACGUCAGGGCUGCAGCACCUCCCAGAGGAGAUGGGAGUUCUCCUGAAUAAAAAGGACAUGGCUGUUAAAAAAGGCCGCUACCAGAUCAACAUAGACGUGCUCCUGUUUCAGUGGAAAUUGACCUAUAAGAAUCACGGCACUGGCCUCGUGCCCAAGGGCUCAUUUGGGAAAGUCCACUUGGCUCAGGACACCACCACCAGGAAGAGAAUGGCUUGCAAACUGAUCCCAAUGGAGCACUUCAAAGCCGCCGAUGUGGAGUUCCAGGCCCGCUUCCGCCACGAGAACAUCGCCGAGCUCUACGGUGCUCUGCUCUGGGACCAGAGCGUCCACUUGUUCAUGGAGGCAGGCGAGGGCGGCUCGGUCCUCGAGAAGCUGGACAGCUGUGGGCCCAUGAGGGAGUUUGAGAUCAUCUGGGUCACGAAGCAAGUCCUGCGGGGCCUGGAGUACCUGCACUCACACAACGUCAUUCACCACGACAUCAAACCCAGCAACAUUGUCCUGAUGUCAGACAAGGCCGUGCUGGUGGACUUUGGCCUGACGGUGCAGAUGACAGAAGACAUAUACAUUCCCAGAGACCUGAGAGGAACGGAGAUGUACAUGAGUCCAGAGCUGAUUCUUUGUCGGGGACAUGACACCAAGACAGACAUCUACAGCCUGGGCACCACCAUCAUCCACAUGCAGACUGGUAGCCCUCCCUGGGUCAGGAGAUACCCACGCACUGCCUAUCCUUCAUACCUCUACAUUAUCCACAAGCAGGCCCCUCCUCUGGAGGACAUAGCAGAGGACUGCAGCCUGGCAAUGCGCUCCUUCCUGGAGCGAGCCCUGGAGAGGAACCCGGCUGUGCGGAGCUCGGCGUCUGAGCUGCUGAAGGACGAGGCCAUCAACCCGCCCCGGGAGGACCAGCCUCGCUGCUGGAGCCUCGACUCAGCCCUGGAGGAGGCCACGCACACAAUGCUCCGUCAGCAGAGUCAGCACCACGACACCACGCAGGAAUCUUCUAUUUACUCUGAAGACUCCGGCCACGUGAGGAGGAAGGGCUCGCUGUACAUUGACCUCGGCGCUUUGUCAGGUUACUCUAAGCUGGUGACGGGGCCACCCACCUCGGAAUAUGGCUAACGCAAAACCACACAACACCCAUUUAUGCGGUUUGCUUUGUCAGAGCUGAGACUCACAGACACCCGCGUCACGUCACAGCUCUAAGAGAAGUUCAAAGUCAAGAUGACUUGUGUGUAUAAAUGGAACUGGUUUAGCCGGAAACUAAGAUUAGCACUGCAGGACAGUGGUUGGAUGAGAUGCAUCUAUAGUCAUUAUGUAUUAUGUAAUAUAGUAUAUCAAAAAAUAUGUCCCCACACUUCCUUGUGGUACGUUUGUGCUUACUUUAUUCACAAUGAUGAAUGUGUGCUGAUUUCCUUUCUGCCAAAACUAUGUCAGACAAAUUUUUUUUAUCACCAUGAACGCUAUGUAAAUGCAUACAUAUGAUCUGUAGUUCUUAAAGGACUUCCUCUUGUUAGUUCCUGUGGAAUGUUAAUAGAAACACCAUAUUAUACAAAGCUUUUGGUGGAAUCUGUGUUAUUUCAUGUGUGUCCUGUACAUCCUGUGAGAUGAGGCCCGCUGUUCUUUUAACUGAAAAAAAAAAAACAGCAACUAAUCAACUUCUGUUUUCUUUAGUAUCGAACACAGAAAUUACCCAGAGUCCGAAAUGUGUCAGUCUUUAUGAAAUAAAUGCAAGAAAAUCCCA